AGCACGAGCUCAGUCCCCGACGCCUAGCUCGCGUGCUCGAUCAUUGCGAGAGCGAGACGAGUCCAACGACGCUAUAAUCCUGUAGUAUUGGAUCGCCAUCGAGUGUGCAGUAAAAGAAAGUCAAGCGCAAGUGCUGUUACAUCGCCUCGUCGAAAGUGCUCUUUCAGUGCUGCGAAUAUUCUCCUGUGAACAAGAAAAUACACCAAAGCUAACUGUGAAUAUGCCACUGUCUCUUCCACGCUGCUGCUAGCAAGAACAAAAACGGAACGCUCCGCGCAGGAUUCACGCACUCUUUAGUCGAAACCCGCCCGCUGAUAAAAAGGGCUGUUAAUUGGUGAAGAGUCAAAAAAGAAAAAUCAAAAUGUUUGACGUCUUUGGCUCUGUCAAGGGCUUAUUGAAGCUAGAUGCAGUUUGCAUAGACAAUAAUGUAUUUAGAUUACAUUACAAGGCAACCUUCAUCAUUCUAGUGGCCUUUUCAUUGUUGGUCACGUCCAGGCAAUACAUUGGAGACCCCAUAGAUUGCAUUGUAGAUGAGAUUCCACUACCCGUUAUGGAUACAUACUGCUGGAUUUACUCGACCUUUACCAUUCCAAAUCGCAGUGGCAUAGUGGGCCGAGACAUUGUUCAGCCAGGAGUAAGCUCUCACGUGGAAGGAGAGGAAGUCAAGUACCACAAGUACUAUCAGUGGGUGUGCUUCUGCCUGUUUUUCCAAGCCAUUCUGUUCUAUGUACCUCGCUACCUCUGGAAGACAUGGGAAGGUGGUAGAAUCAAGAUGCUCGUCAUGGACCUGAACUGUCCGGUGGUCAGUGAAGAUUGCAAAACUGAUCGCAGGAAGCUACUGGUCGACUAUUUCGCCACAAACUUGCACUCGCAAAACUUCUACGCCUUCCGAUUUUUCUUGUGCGAGCUUUUAAAUUUCGCGAACGUCGUCGGCCAGAUCUACUUUAUGGACUUUUUCCUGGAUGGCGAGUUCACUACCUACGGCUCGGACGUGGUCAAGUUCACAGAAAUGGAACCGGAGGAGCGCAUGGAUCCGAUGUCGAGGGUGUUCCCGAAGGUAACCAAAUGCACCUUCCACAAGUACGGUGCGUCCGGGACGGUGCAAAAGUUCGACGGUCUGUGCGUACUGCCGCUGAACAUCGUCAACGAGAAGAUCUACGUGUUCCUGUGGUUCUGGUUCAUCAUACUGUCGGUGCUCAGUGGUCUAAGCCUAGCGUACCGCACCGCCGUCGUGGCCGGGCCCAAGUUGCGCCUAAUUCUGUUGCGAGCGAGAUCGCGCUUGUCCACCCAAGAUCAGAUCGAGACAAUUUCCAACAGAUGCCAGAUCGGUGACUGGUUCAUCCUUUACCAGCUUGGCAAGAAUAUCGAUCCGCUUAUCUACAAGCAACUAAUCGCCGACCUCGCCAAAAAGUUCGAGGGCAAAGAGAACGUCUAAGAAGGCAGCGGGAACACUUACUUUCCAAUUUUUCCUUUCAACUCUCUUGCGCGCUCGUGCGCGCCAGGAUCCAGCAUUACAGACACGAAAGAGUGCCAAACGCGCGAGCGCGCUCGAGAAGGAGCUCAUUUGUACGUAGUAAAAUAUAUAAAUUGUGAUAGAUUAGUUCCAGCAGCGAGAGAAAGAUCGAGACGAGGCACGUCAGACAACUCGUCGCUUCGUGGCCGCGGCAGCGCGGCCAAAGAAUGCAACCAUUGUCUGGUACUCGUGUGCUUCGCGCGUUUUCCGAUAGACGGCGGCUGCUCUAAAAGGGAGAGAAACCUUUUUAACGUGAUUUUCUCAUUCUUUGAGAACCUCCGCUGUCUUCCUUCUUCCAGAGAGACCUUUCUCAGUCUCUCUUCCUCCUUAGCCCUCUCCUCGCUCCCUCCCCCUUCGCUUUCUCACUGUCGCCCAAUUUCGUUUACCUGCUUUUUUCGUUCUCGACACCAUCCGAAUCAUUGAACGCCAGUUCACGAGCCUCUAAGAUAUAUACUUUACGUGAUACAAGCGCACGGCCGCGUAAACUCUAAUUAUGUGAUAAACGGAGGACGGCAUCCUCCCCGUCUCCCUUGCCCCAGCCUUCCAGUUAAUUUUAUUCGGAAUGCGAUUACGCGCAACCAACUUUCCCUCCGUUUUUGCGAUAAAUCAAGGUACAAUCGAGCCUUUCGUUUGUACUGCUUUCCGAUAUUUCAAUUGUUACGACGGCAGAUUGAUAAAAGAUCUCUGCGCAAAUGUUCGAUUCCAUUUUGAACUGAAGCGGAGAAAAGAAUGAUCAUUUUUUGUCUCAAUUCUUUAAAAAUAUCCUUCGGUUUUGACUAUUCUGCGCACGAAGGAACGCUUUCCAAAUUCCAAUACUGUUUUCAUUUGUCAAAUCAAAAAUCGACACUUGUAUACCACGAAAUUAUUAUUAUUUGAUGAUGUUUAUGUGUUAGCUGAUGGUACAUUUACAUACCUACAUUUACGAGCGAAAAAUGUUUCAAUAUUGAAUAAACUUUACGGGACAAAAAAAUUGAUAGUUAAAGAAAUCGCCCGGCGUUGUAAAUGAUAAAGAUUUAAUUCCUAGUUGAAAAAAGUUUGCUCGCCGUAAAUUAUUGCUAAGCUUCAACGCUACGGGUCAGGUGUAUGUAUAGCUUCAAGCAACGAACGGAUAAUUUUAAUUAAAAAGAAAGCUUUUGAUUAUUAAUCAUGUCUGUUGGCGGGCAAUGACCUUUCAAAAGCAGUGUCUUAACGUUCGUGUCAUUUGAUGCACAAGUGACUCUUUAAUCCUUUUAAUCUCUCAUAUUACACUAUCAUUACACUCAGGCACACGCACGUAUAUCACCGAUUGUCUUUCCUGAUCCAAUAGAAAGUUGCACGAAAACCAGUCAACCGUCGGCAGUGAGAAAAAGAGGAGGGAAAGGAAACAAGGCAACAUCUUGGUGAGAGCAAGGCGCCGUCCUUCCAUUAUAGGGUAAAUUUUAGCUGUCCCAUCAGUUUAUUAAUCUUGAUAACUUCAUUAACUUUAUUUUUCAUUCUACGUCAUGUCAUUACAUAGUAAUUGUAUUCUAUGGACAGAAGCAUUACUCUUUAGCUCGUAGAAAAGAAUAUUAUAUAUAUAAAUAAUUAUGUGUAUAACAUGAUUAACACAUAUACAUACAUACAUACAUAUAUACAUACAUACACAUAUGCCGGAAGCGUGUAGAUACAUGUAAUUUUUUGUCUGUUCCUCGCGCAUUAAAAUGAUAAGUUUUUUCUUGUAAUGACAGCGUACAUUGUUAAAUUGACGAUACCAGUUGUUGUAAAAAGCAACAGAGGGACCAAUCGAUUAUCCAGGACUGCCAAAUAACGGAGCGUUUCUCUUUUUUUUUUUUUCUUCGAUUCUAAUGGUAGGUUAUCGAUAGAGCACAAAAUUUCAGAGAGACUGCGUGCACUUUUUGCAUUCGUAUCAAACAAGAGAUUUUAGCGUUAUUUUCAUAAAAAAAAUUAAUAAAAAAUGAAAACGAAUGAAUGAAGGAAUAUUUUGUGCAAUUACCUAGUUUUCUAAGGUCUUUCGACUUGAGGAAAGUAAUGGCUUCAUUCAUAUAUCUAACUAUAAUACUGCCGAGCGUAGGUGUAAUGCAAUAAAUGCGAAUAUUGCUACGUAAGCGUUUAGAUUUUUUUUUAUCUUCGCUUAGUCUGUUGUAAGAAGCCAAGGAAUACGAAACGCCAAUGAAGCGCUUCUUUUUUUGCCUUUCGCUAUACAGUAACAUUAGAUUUUACGACUAAAGAGAAUCAAAUUUGUAGCUAUCAUUUAACUGUUAUCGCACUGUAAUUGCCAUGUCACUCGAGCUUAAUCGUACGUAUUAUAUCUUUUAUGAUUUUUUUAAAUCCGGGAGAGAAAGUUAUCUAAUUUCGUCAAAAAUCGAGUGGAAAUUGGUAAUGUUUCUGAUGGCACAGUUAGUAAGCUCUGACAAUAAUUAAUAUUUAAAAGUAAAGCAUAAAAGCAGUAGCAAAAAAAAUGCGUAUAUUGGUAUGUGUGAGCGGAAUUUCAUAUGAAAAUUGGCGACUACAUAAGAAAUAACGCAGUGGUCAUGUCGCAUCUGCCACUCGUUACUAUCUUUCGUAAUUAAAUGAAGUGCUCAAAGUUAAGGGCUUUUGGCUUCAAAAGUACACGUAGCACACGCUCGUAUAAACAUCAUAUUUAAAAUCUAACCAGUUUAGCCUCUUUUUGGUUUGUCAAGUUUAUUUGUUUUUCUUUUCCUUUCUUUUCAAUAAAAAUUAUGAUUUUAUCAAUGAUUUUGUCACUUAUGAUUUAUUGUCCUGAUCCUAAAGAAAAGAACGUCGCGGUAUCUGCCUACGUCACCGUGGUAAAUUAUGUAAUGGCGA
This is a messenger RNA of Phymastichus coffea, 4318 nucleotides long. It is a transcript of the gene Inx2, whose product is annotated as innexin inx2. Gene Ontology annotation, biological process: phototransduction. The coding region runs from base 362 to 1435 and encodes 357 amino acids. NCBI's taxonomy places the organism in Eukaryota, Metazoa, Arthropoda, Insecta, Hymenoptera, Eulophidae. The transcript has 2 exons. The record is from RefSeq and is a predicted model, not a curated record. Gene Ontology annotation, cellular component: gap junction; plasma membrane. Gene Ontology annotation, molecular function: gap junction channel activity.